AGUUAGCAGAGAAGCGUGACACGAUUAUGUGAGCAAAAAUGACAUAUCAGCUGGCAAAGAAGACUGUAAUUCAUGGGUGGAAGAACAGUUAUCUUGCUUCAUUAGUGGAGAACCAUUCACUUUGUGGUAUGGGAGAUGUGAAUGUGAGAAUAUCUGCUGUCCAACUCAUGAAUCAGACUUGGUUCAUUCAAAGAAGAUGGAAGAAGAGAAAAAGAGAGGAGAGGGGUCCAGAGGAUGAUACAGAGUUGGAAGAAGGCCCGAUGGAUGUCAUUGAAGAUCUUUCCCAUGAUGACGAUGAUGCAAUGCUUGGGAAGAAAAAGGACUUCAAGGACAUCAAGGUCACUGUAUCAUCCUUAAGGCUGGAGUUGAUCCUCAAGGCUGGCCUUGGCAUCUCCCGCAGCAAAGUGGACCAGAUCUUUUAUGACAAUCGAGUACGCCUGAACGGGGAACAGGUAUUGAAGAAAGGAGUACAGAUUGCCUUAGGGGAUGAGUUGGAUGUCAUCUCAGGAUUCAGUGAAACAAAUCCUCACUUCCUUGUUGUGUCUCGUGUCAUACUGCAAGCAGCUCACAGGACCGGUUCAGAUGACAAAGAUGAAAAUGUCAAUUUCAAGGUCACUCUCAGGCGUUUCAAGAAUCUCAUUGUUGAAAACUAUCCUGACCCAUGGGGAAGAUGAUAUUAAGUGAUUUCUUGUGGCCCUUAGAAAGAAACAAUGACAUGCUAUCAGUGAAUGUUAAUAAAGCCUUUUCUGUGGAUAGAUCAGAUCUUACCCAGAAAUGUGGGCUUUUCUUAGU
Messenger RNA from Darwinula stevensoni, 792 nucleotides. NCBI's taxonomy places the organism in Eukaryota, Metazoa, Arthropoda, Ostracoda, Podocopida, Darwinulidae. The record is from the annotation of a GenBank genome assembly.